UCGACCGCUGCGGCGCCUCGGAGCAGCCGGCGGCGGCGGGGGUCCUUUCCCGGCGCGGUCGCAGUGGCGCCCCCCGCCCGCCAUGUACUACAAGUUCAGCGGCUUCGCGCAGCGCCUCGUCGGGGCCACGGCGGCCGCCGCCUACAGCCCGCAGGGACUCAAACCAAUAGUUUCCACUGAAUCCCCAGCUCCGAUUUCUGGGACAACAAGUAAACUUGCUUCAGAUUUUCCAGCAACUGAUUCUUACUUGGCUAAAAACAAGGUACCAGACCUACAGAAAAUUUUUCAGAGAGCAGACGGACUGCCAGUACACCUGAAACGAGGAGUGCCAGACAGGCUGCUUUAUCGGACCACAAUGGCUCUAACAAUAGGCGGGACUAUCUAUUGUCUGGUAGCUCUGUACAUGGCCUCACAACCAAGACAACAAAAAUAAAUGAACCACAACUCAUGGGACUCACAACACCUCUCUGAAGGACCUCCUGCACGCAUCUCUUUGCACUUGAUUCUGUGGUCACAUAGGGUUCAUUAUUCAGAUUAAAUUUCUUGGAGAAAAUGGUUUUAAAUUUGUUGCCUUAUGUAUUCUAAAAAACUAUAAAUGGUCAAAUACAUAAUUUUAACAUAUGGUUGUAGUUUUUGUUGUCAUGCAGGAAUGUAUAAAGAACUGGAGAAAGUUAAGCUUUUCCUUCCUUCCCUCCCCCCAGCUUAAACAGUGUUAGAGAGAGGACAGGACAAAUACUUGUGGGCUAUGAACCACAUUCCUUAGUGGAAGGAUGCUGCUAGUUUCGAAAACACUAAAAGCAAAUAAUUUAAUUAUGAAAGCAUACUGUACUGGGAACUUUUUCUGUCAUAUACAGCUCAUUUUACAAAAGCAGUUGGCAGUGUAACUUUUCCAAAUGCUGGUAUAUUAUUAAAUAUUUGUACCUCUGGUGGUAGGAUAAAGGAGCAUUUAAAGUGGAUUUAUUCCAUAACUUCAGCAUCAGUGUAUGCAGCAGAGUGCACCAGUAUGGUAGCAUCAGUUAUACUGGGUUUUGGAACUUUCAUUUGUCAAAUUAUAUUAUUGUGCAAUAAAGAUAAACUACAUGAAUACUAAA
Molecule: messenger RNA, 1091 nt
Organism: Myiozetetes cayanensis
Lineage: Eukaryota; Metazoa; Chordata; Aves; Passeriformes; Tyrannidae
Gene: COX7A2L
Product: cytochrome c oxidase subunit 7A-related protein, mitochondrial
Exons: 3
Coding region: 83-433 (116 amino acids)
Biological process (GO): mitochondrial respirasome assembly; regulation of oxidative phosphorylation; mitochondrial electron transport, cytochrome c to oxygen
Source: RefSeq, a predicted model, not a curated record